Molecule: messenger RNA, 5112 nt
Organism: Mugil cephalus (flathead mullet)
Lineage: Eukaryota; Metazoa; Chordata; Actinopteri; Mugiliformes; Mugilidae
Product: solute carrier organic anion transporter family member 1C1-like
Exons: 15
Coding region: 455-2533 (692 amino acids)
Biological process (GO): transmembrane transport; sodium-independent organic anion transport
Cellular component (GO): membrane
Molecular function (GO): protein binding
Source: RefSeq, a predicted model, not a curated record
GAGCGACAACAAGCUUUGGUCAGGUUCACGCUGCUGCUGUUGUUUGUUGUGCUUCCCCAAAGGGAUGGAUACUCGGGAAGCUUAUGAUGUUCACAGGGGAGGAUGUGCCAGACUGUGAAUGUCCGUGUGUGUGUUUGCCUCCAGUGAACCCCUGAACCCUUCGCCGCUGGCCAGACAGGUACCGUGGUCACGUCUGUGCGCGUGUAUGUGCGCCCGCCUGAAGGUUCGCGGGGGUUGGAUGGCUUUUUAUUGACACGAUCAACAAGUGCACGAGUGGCCGGGUUACUGAUUACAGGUGAUGUUAUAAUUUGUGAUAAGGCUCUUGCUUUAAGCACAAAGUCCCACCAGGUACAACAAGCCUUCAGCUGCCAUCCCUCUUAGGACCACUGCUGCAUCUCAGCUUUUUGUUCGACGCUUUCUUCUUUCUGGCAUCUGCUGAGUACACGGCAGCAUCAUGAGUGUGGAGUCCAAAAAGACACGUGAGGCAUGUUGCUCCAAGCUUAAGCUCUUCCUGGCCUCUCUGGCAUUUGUGUAUUUUGCCAAAGCCUUUGGUGGAGCCUACAUGAAGAGCUCCAUCACCCAGAUUGAAAGGCGCUUUGAUAUCCCCAGUUCCCUGAUUGGGGUUAUAGAUGGCAGCUUUGAAAUGGGCAACCUGUUGGUAAUCGCGUUUGUGAGCUACUUCGGUGCUAAGCUGCAUCGUCCCAGGCUGAUUGGCAUUGGCUGUUUGAUUAUGGCCGCUGGUUCUUACCUUAUAGCCCUGCCUCACUUCUUCCAGGGAUUGUAUAAAUAUGAGACCAGCAUGUCUCACAACACACAGGCCAACAGCUCUGAGAGCGUCCUGCCCUGUCUUUCCAACCAGAGCUUGAUAGAAGCAGACAAGACACCCGACUUAGAGACCCAAACAGCUUGUGAGAAAGCAGCCGGCUCGUCCAUGUGGAUAUAUGUGUUCUUGGGAAACAUGCUGCGUGGAAUUGGAGAGACUCCCAUCAUGCCCCUGGGAGUGUCCUAUCUGGAUGACUUCUCCAGAGAAGAGAACACUCCGUUUUAUUUGGCUUGUAUCCAUACGACGGGAAUUUUAGGACCUAUGUUUGGGUUCAUGCUUGGGUCUUUCCUGGCCAAGAUCUAUGUGGACAUUGGAUUUGUGGAUUUAGACACCGUCACCAUCACCCACAAGGACUCCCGCUGGGUGGGAGCCUGGUGGCUGGGGUUCAUAGCGACCGGCACAGUGGUUCUGCUGUCAAGUAUCCCGUUCUGGUUUCUGCCCAAGUCUCUGCCCAAGCAGGGGGAAGAGGAGAAACAGAGCAAAAGCACAGAGCUUGCCGUGGUGACAGAGCAGGAGAAUUUCCUGCCGGAAGAAACCCAAGACCAUGAGGAGACGGAAAAGGAGAAGGAGAAGCCGGUCACAUUCCAGCAGCUGGCUAAAGAUUUCAUUCCGUCGCUGAAGAGGCUCUUCAGGAACAGCAUCUUCUCUAUGAUGAUCCUCACCUACCUGGUGUCUGUUAAUGGAUUCAUCGGCAUGAUCACCUUCAAGCCAAAGUACAUGGAGCAAAUCUACGGCCAGUCGGCCUCCAAGGCCAUUUUCCUCAUAGGUAUUCUGAACCUGCCGGCUGUAGCUCUGGGCAUCAUCACGGGAGGUUUCGUGCUGAAGCGUUUCAAGCUGGGCAUCGUCGGAGCUGCCACGGUGUCCAUCACUGCCUCUAUUGGGGCCUUUUGCAUGCUUCUCAUCCAGGCUUUCAUCCAAUGUGAAAACGCAGAGGUAGCCGGUCUCACCAUUUCAUACCAAGGGGCUCCUCAGCUAUCCUACAACCCGCAGACCUUGCUGUCGCAGUGUAACAUGGGUUGCUCCUGCUCAAUGAAGCACUGGGACCCGGUUUGCGCUUACAACGGCAUGACGUACGCGUCACCCUGCCUGGCUGGCUGCCAGACGUCCACCGGCAGCGGCAGGGAGAUGGUGUUUCACAACUGCACCUGCAUUGGGGAGACGAUGAUUCCAGCCGCCAACAUGUCAGCUGUCCUUGGCCAGUGCCCCAGGCAAAGUGACUGCGAUAGGAAAUUCAAACUCUACAUGGCUUUGUCCGUAUUGGGGUCCUUCAUUUCGGCCUGCGGGGGCACGCCGGGAUACAUCGUACUACUCAGAUCCAUACAGCCAGACCUGAAGUCACUGGCUUUGGGUAUGCAGACGCUGAUAGUAAGAACUCUGGGUGGGAUCCCUCCCCCUAUAUACUUCGGAGCGCUGAUCGACCGAACUUGUUUGAAGUGGGGCACCAAGCAGUGUGGAGGCCGCGGAGCAUGCAGAAUCUAUGACGCUAAUGCAUUUAGAAUUACAUUCAUGGGGCUCAUUACUGGACUGUACCUCCUAGCCAACCUUAUGUGGGGAGGCCUUUACAUGAAAAUUGUGAAGAGACAAAAGAAGUUAGCACUGAGGACUCAAGCCAAAGAAGCUGGACAGGAGGGUAACGGAGUGGGCAAUGGACACGCCAACAUCAACAUUGCCACCAACAAAGAAGAGGGAGACAAGGAGAGCACUAUUUAAGAUGCUCAUUACACAUUGUGUAAUGUAGGUGCUGCAUAUGUUCCUGCAUCCAUACUGGACCAAAACGUAGUAAUGGUACAGUGUCAGCAGCAGUCUUUGGUCUUAGAGCAGUAUACCUCCUUUUUUUCCUUUUUUUUUUGUUUUGUUUUGUUUGUUUGAGGCAGUACCUACUGUUUGUUCACUUCACAAAGGUCAAAGAUCCCAACUAGAGCUUAGCUGUAAAAUGAACGACAACUCAUCACUGUGUAGUUUACCCAUGAUGAUACUGGGAGAGGGGUAUGUGUUUCAGAUAUUUGAAGAUCGUCAACUUGUCUCCGCCAUUUAUACUUGAACCGCCAUUAGGUCAGGUAAAGUUAGCGUCUCACCUUACAGCUUUAUAUUGAAAGUGAUUUAUGCGCCAUUAACAGUUCAGCAAUCAUCUAAACAGUAUACCUAUACCUUUAAACAAACAAAAAAUGAUAAUAAUACAAGUAGAGGACAGCUUAAGUGUUUGUUGCCUAAUAUACCAUAGCACUACUAAGUAAAGUUGAGUAUUCUUUAUAUUAUUUUUUUUAUUUUUUUUUUCACUAAGAUUCAGGGAUUAUUUUUGGGAACAGUUUUGGGGAGUUUGCUUAUUUGCAAUUUAUAUAAAGCAGCUUUGUUCAAAUGUUACAAAAUCCAUCUAUUAACAACUCUAAAUCCCACUGAUUAACUGGCUAUAUACAAAAAGAUGGGGGGCCAUUUACCGAAAUACACCAUAAUGUCUCCUUGGAAUCUUGCCAUGGCUUUAAAAUUGCCUGACAACAAGAAACAUCAAGAGAUUAAAAGCAACAUAAUGCAACUAUUUUACGUUAAAAUAACAUCUUUAGAAUCAUUUUGAUGGUACACUGUCUUCUAAUAGUGAAAAUGGAGCUUGGGUUGAGUGGGUAUGAUAACCUACAACAUGAACUGAAAAGUAUGCUUUACAGCAACAUGUCACACCAGCAACCAAGAGUACGCAGCCAGCUGUACAAAGAAGCUGGUCUGUGCUUGGUUAAAAUGGAACGAAGAAGACCUGUUAAAACCGUACGCCUGGGACAAUGUGAGGCAAAGACAACCCAAAUCAAUUCCUCUUCUACACUUACUUAGCUCUCUUAGCACACACUAACCCUAACCCUAACCCUAGCAUUUAUGGUCCACGCUGUAAAGUAUUGUAGAAACACAGCAAGUUGCUUCACCCCAGUCAAUGUGAGAUGGAAUGAGGUUGUGCAGCCAGUUAAGAGGUAUUAUGUUAAAUUGUGUGCGCAAGCUCGAGAUGUUUAUUGCCACGUGUGUAACGUAAACUGAUUCCAAAAGCAGGAAGGAUUUAAAAACUCCAAGAGAGUGACCAAGACGCAUGAAACGAUUAAAUCUUGCGCUGGCUUUUAGAUUUUGAGGAGUAAGACUGAUGUCGAGCUGACUUUCUUGUUGCUACCCCAGUCCGUGCUACUGGUCACCUGUGUUUUGUGUUGCUGCACGUGCUCGAUUUUUGACAGAGCUUCGAUUGAUUUAACAUCACAGCACCUUACAUAAAUUGGUAAAGUCAGGAGGGUGAGUGGUACAAAGUGCACAUUAUGUAAACUAAGUUUUAUUCAGCUGUUCCUCGUUGUUGUGGACUGUAACUAUUGUAGGUUGGCACUGAGAUGAUGAUUUGAGUUGAGUUGAUGGGUGUUUAUAGGUCUCCCAGUACCCUUGCCUGCUUAAACUUGAAGCAAUUUCUCUCGCUAGUAUGAGGUUAGCACCAAUCUUUUCAUCUAACUAGGUAAGAAAGCAAAUAAGCAUAUUUCCCCAAACGUGAAAUUAUUCCUUCAGUUUUGGACAGGAUGUUGGACAAUAGCCUAAGCUGGACUACGUUCUUGUAGUCGUUGAGUCAGAGACAUUAUUUUCUCUAGUAAACCUACCAAAAAUAACCUUGUAUCUUUGAAAUUAUGAAUUGACUGUGCGUUGACACGUUAAAGUGCUUCAUAUACAUAUUUGAGAAGCUGUAAACUACUUGCGUCACUCAAACUGAAGGGGAAGAGUUACUUGCCAAGAUCAUUUCAGUCAGUUUAUUGUCUCAUAAAUGACUUCCUAAACACACGUCUUCAUCUGCACGCAGGGGAAACGUGAAGUCUAAGGAAUCUGAUUCAUAACUUUUAUUCUUACUAUUAGCAGUGUGCCCCAGCAACAUUUGACAUGUCUGGAUAUGCCCUGCUGUCAGAUUGUGCAUGUCAUUGUUACAUCACACCAUUUCACGCAACCCCCCACAGGUCAUGAGCAUUCACAGGGCCCUCGCUGGUGUUUGUCUGACAAAGUUCACUACGGUUUGGACAGUAGACUAAAAGUGAGUGAGUCAAGUGUCACAUUUUACUUUGAUUUACUCUCUUACGCGCUGCAGCUUGCUUGUUAAAUGUGUUGCUGAUUAAUACAUAUGCAUAAUCAUUGUUAAUAAUGAGAGAUUAUAUAUUGUGUUAUAAUAUUUCUAUUUUGUCCAUAUAUUGUGUUUAUUAACAUUUUUCUUUUUUUUUCUUUUUUUUACAAUUUCGUUGACUGUCCUUGAAGCAUGUAUAUAAGCAUUAAAGACAGUUACCCCCUGCCUUUAA